GAGAAAAUAACAGCAGUGGUUCCGUGGUGGGCUCUUGCCGGCCUGUGCAUGUCAACAACAUGCAAGCAUGAAAGCAACCACCGUAGGCAAGUAUCAAAAGCGUAUAUAGACCAGCACUCGGAGCGGUCCAUCAUCCAUGAUCUUUCCUGAUCUCUCGUGGUACCAGCCGUCAGCUGUAGUAGCCGUCACUCUGCCUUAUUCGUCCUGCCAAAGCACAGCGUCCAGAAACGUGAAGCGCCGCCGCCAAGCCGGUCCAUCUGCCGCUUAUUCUUCAAACCCGUCUUGUCAUCAUGUCGGCCUACGAUCUUUCACUCGGCUGUAUCCUCAUCGGGGUGAUGCUCAACAUUUGGCUCUACGGCUUCUCCGUAUUGCAGACUCACCUCUACUACACUACCUUCCGGAACGAUGGCAAGUGGCUUAAGAUAUUCGUCGCGUUUUUGUUCAUCAUCGACACAAUGAACAGUGUCUUUGACGCGCAUUUCAUAUACGACUACUUGGUCACCAACUUUGGCAACCUGCAGUUUGCGUCUCGCUCCAAUGUCACGUUUACGACGGAUCCCGUAAUGACGGGCAUCAUGGCCUUCUCGUGCCAGCUCUUCUUUGCCUGGCGCGUGCGCCGCCUGAACAAGGGUUGGAUCAUCCCUGCUAGCAUUUGCAUCCUCUCGUUCGCCUCGCUCUUGGGUGCAAUUGGCUCGACAAUUGGCGUCUCGAUCGUGCUCACCUUUGAGAAGUUCCAAAGCUUCCAGGUCGUCGUCAUCAUCUGGUUGCUCUUUGCCGCUCUCGCCGACUUGACCAUCACGGUCAGCCUGAUCUACACGCUCCGACAGAGCAGGACCGGGUUCAAGGCAACGGACGACCUCAUCACUCGGCUGAUCAGGAUCACGCUCCAGACGGGCCUGCUCACUACCACAUUUGCCAUUAUCGACCUGAUCCUCUUCCUCGCCAGCCCCACCACGCUGCACCUGGUCUUCAAUCUGCCGCUUGCCAAGCUGUACAUCAAUUCGCUGCUCUCGACGCUCAAUGCACGCCAGAGCAUCAGCAAUGUCGUCUUUUCCGCCGACGGCACGGGCUCGGGCUCGGGCGUCCGCGCCAUCAGCGGCACGGGCAACCGCCACUCGACGUAUGCUGGCGCCGUCACGUCGCAACCCGUUUCGAACGUGCAGACCGCGUCGCACGGCAGCCGCGGCAUCUCGAUCCUCGCUCGGCUCGGUGCGACCGGCCGACCGAAGCCUGCGGAUGCGGCCUCUGCGCUGGAGAAUGGCGUCCACAUCCACACAGUCGAGGAGCGCUUUGAGGAGAAGAACGCCGUCAUGCACAUUUCGGAAUCGACGUCGACCUUCAAUGUCGACGGCCAGGAUCAGCCAAAGGACCUUGAGAUGUGCACCGCUGCCAAUCGGCCACACAGCAACAGCGUCGGGACCAGCGCCAGCGGCUCGUCGGAUCAGCACACGGCCUGCUCUACCCAGCAACAGGAGCCGGUCUUAUACCACCCGUUCGCGUCGCCGCAACCUGGUAACGCGCUGCAGAUCAGCACGGCCAAUGCCGAACACAUUCCAUGAUCCGUCGGCGCAUCGUUGUUCGUCUUUUCUACGCAGUAUACCCGCCCACUUUGCCGCGGCAGCCAGCAACCCAAAACAGCAAGUCUGUCGCACUUCAUGCAGACACGCACUGUCACACGCAUACAAACAAGCAACCAACAAAGCUCCGCAGCAUCACAGCCCCUCGUUGGCUCAUAUGCAGGCACGCUGGUAGAGCCGAGCCCGAGCGUAUAUCAGUCGCUAGUCACCCUUGUAUACAUAGUCUCACUAUCAUUCUGUCGUAUGUGUUUGGGCAAGCAUAGGUCGCUCAUCACUCGCUGUCACCGUUAUCGUUGUCGCAAAUCCCUUGCAAUUAUUGUUUC
Tilletiaria anomala UBC 951 is the source of this 1900-nucleotide messenger RNA. RefSeq lists its product as uncharacterized. The record is from RefSeq and is a predicted model, not a curated record. Lineage: Eukaryota; Fungi; Basidiomycota; Exobasidiomycetes; Georgefischeriales; Tilletiariaceae. The coding region runs from base 291 to 1559 and encodes 422 amino acids. The transcript is spliced from 2 exons.